Molecule: messenger RNA, 441 nt
Organism: Rotaria sordida
Lineage: Eukaryota; Metazoa; Rotifera; Eurotatoria; Philodinida; Philodinidae
Source: the annotation of a GenBank genome assembly
AUGGUAAAAAAACAAACUUUAAUUGAAGAUAUUAUCGAUGCAGCUACCAAAGCCAACAUUCAUCAUUUUAUUCAGCAGUUACCUCAAAGUUAUGAGACCAAAGUGGGUAUGAAAGGUAGCCCCUUGUCCGGUGGUGAGAAACAACAUAUUGCCAUUGCUCGAGUUCUUCUUCGUCAACCAAAAAUUUUACUACGAGACGAAGCAACAGGCACUAUGGACUCGUACAAUGAACAAAUCGUGCAAGAAGCUCUUGAAAGAGCUCAAACAGACGAUCCAACUCAAGCUUCAUUAAUCAUUGCUCAUCGUCUGUCAACCAUUCAUUCAUGCGAUUUGAUCUGCGUUCUUGACAAACGACAUCUAAUAGAAAGUGGCACUCAUGCAGACUUAAUGAAAGCACAUGGAGCCUACUAUCAUAUGAUUGCUUGCGGCAAUACUUCAUAA